Molecule: messenger RNA, 3228 nt
Organism: Anopheles maculipalpis
Lineage: Eukaryota; Metazoa; Arthropoda; Insecta; Diptera; Culicidae
Gene: Rat1
Product: 5'-3' exoribonuclease 2 homolog
Exons: 3
Coding region: 55-3225 (1056 amino acids)
Biological process (GO): nuclear-transcribed mRNA catabolic process
Cellular component (GO): nucleus
Molecular function (GO): RNA binding; 5'-3' RNA exonuclease activity
Source: RefSeq, a predicted model, not a curated record
UCUCUUAGCAAAUAAAAUCUCGCGUAACGAAACCACCGCCAAUUCGUCCACAUCAUGGGAGUACCAGCAUUUUUCCGCUGGUUGUCGCGAAAAUACCCGUCCGUGAUAAUCGAAUGCGUCGAGCAGAAGACCGUAGACGAUCAGGGAAAUGUUGUUUACGAAAACAUGUCCGCUCCUAACCCGAACAGGGUUGAGUUUGAUAAUUUGUACCUCGAUAUGAACGGUAUUAUUCACCCUUGUACACAUCCGGAAGAUAAACCGGCUCCACGAAACGAGGAUGAGAUGAUGAUCGCUAUCUUCGAGUGUAUCGAUCGACUGAUGAACAUUGUCCGGCCACGGAAGGUCCUGUACAUGGCCAUCGAUGGUGUUGCGCCUCGUGCAAAAAUGAAUCAGCAGCGGUCUCGUCGUUUCCGGGCCUCGAAGGAGACGGCUGAAAAAGCGGCCGAAGUGGCCCGUAUCCGUGAGGAGCUAGCAGCCAAGGGUGCGAUUCUGCCGCCGGAAAAGGAAAAGGGAAGUCAUUUCGAUUCGAACUGCAUUACGCCCGGCACACCGUUCAUGGACCGGCUAAGCAAGUGUCUGCAAUAUUACGUACACGACCGGAUGAACAACAAUCCGGGAUGGAAGAAUUUGAAGGUGAUCUUGUCCGAUGCGAACGUGCCCGGUGAAGGUGAGCACAAAAUUAUGGACUACAUACGGAAGCAGCGCGUACAGCCGGAUUACGAUCCGAACACGCACCAUGUGCUGUGUGGUGCCGAUGCGGAUCUGAUCAUGUUGGGGCUGGCAACGCACGAAACGCAUUUCACCAUCAUCCGGGAAGAGUUUCUCCCGAACAAAGAUCGACCGUGCGACAUUUGUCAGCAGAUGGGACAUGAAAUGAAGUCGUGCGCAGGGUUACAGUCGGAGCGUGAACUGGCCAACCGGACACCGCCCGCACCGGGCAAGGAAACGCAGUACAUCUUCGUGCGGCUGAACGUGCUGAAGGAGUACCUGCAGAAGGAGCUCGACAUGCCCAACCUGCCGUUUGCGUACGAUUUUGAGCGCGUGCUGGACGAUUGGGUGUUUAUGUGCUUUUUCGUCGGUAACGAUUUCCUGCCCCAUCUGCCCAGCUUGGAAAUUCGCGAGAAUGCGAUCGAUCGGCUGGUGACGCUGUACAAAAAGUGUGUGUACAAAACGCAGGGCUAUCUGACCGAUUCGGGCAGCGUCCUGCUCGAGCGGGUCGAAAUGAUCAUGACCGAUCUAGGGUACGCGGAGGAUGAAAUCUUUCGCCAGCGGAAGGUGAGCGAAGAUCGCUUCAAGGAGCGUAACAAGCGGAUGCGCCUGCAGAAGGAACGCGAACAGCGGCCCAACUUUCAGCACAUCAACAAUUCGCAGUUCGCACCGACUCCGCUUGGACGUGGUGUGCAGCCGCAGGCGAUAGUAAAUCCGCGUCAGGAAGCGGCCCACUUUCGUAUGCUUGGGCAGGGUGGGAAGGCUAAGGAUGAGGCGGCGACCGCGACUGACACCGGUGCCGAUCAGCAAGGUCCACGAGGCGUCAAACGCAAACCGGAAGAACCGCUCGCCGUGACGGUUGCCGACGACGAGGAAAAGGAAACACCGGACGAGGUGCGGCUUUGGGAAGACGGUUUUAAGGACCGGUACUACGAAUCCAAGUUUGACGUUAUGCCACAGAACAUAAAAUUCCGUCAAACGGUUGCCUGGGAGUACGUGCGUGGACUUUGCUGGGUAUUGCAGUAUUACUAUCAGGGCUGUGCAUCCUGGGAAUGGUAUUUUCCGUACCAUUAUGCACCGUUUGCCUCGGACCUAAAGCAUCUGGAGAACGUCGAUACUCACUUCGACCGGGGAACACCCUUCAAACCGCUACAGCAGUUGAUGGGUGUAUUCCCGGCUGCUAGCCGUAGCCACGUGCCGCCAGCAUUCGCCGAGCUGAUGGUCGAUCCGCGCAGUCCCAUUAUCGACUUUUAUCCGAUCGAUUUCCGCAUCGAUCUGAAUGGGAAAAAGUUUGCCUGGCAGGGUGUCGCCCUGCUACCGUUCGUCGACGAGAAGCGGCUAUUCAAAGCAACGGAUCCAAAAGUACCAUUGCUAACGGUAGAGGAACGACUGCGAAAUGAAAAUGGCGAUGCGAAACUAUUCGUACUGCCUGGUUCGGCUGGAUAUAAAACGCUGGCCGGAUUGUACGUCGGUGAGGACGUAGAUUACGAGCGCGAGAUGCCGGUAACGGUCGAUCAUCUGCAAGGUUUUAUUAUUCCGACGAAGGAAAAUGUACCCCGAGAGGGUAUGCUUCCUUCACCCAUUCCGGGACUGGCGGCAGUGACAGAAAAUCAGGUCCUAACGGUCCGCUUCCAGGAUCCUAAGUUUGCGGACGGGUUUGUGUUUCCGGCCCGGAAGCUGGAGAAUGCGAAGGAUCAACCGAAAGUGCUCGGUGCGAACGAUGGUCCGGUGAUUGGGUUCGGACAGCGGAACGAUCGAGCGUCCCUAGGAUCUUCGGGACAUCGUAUGCUGAACAAUCGUCUUGGACUAGGGUACGGUGGUGGAGCUGGUGGUGGCAGAGGUGGAUAUGGUAAUAACAAUGAUGAUGGCGGCAGAAGGAACAACAAUUACCAAGGAGGUUAUAACAAUAACAACAACCGCAACAAUGGACGUGGAGGAGGUUCCCACAACAACUACAACUCCGGAUACAAUAACAAUGACGGUAACAGUACCUAUAGCACCGGUGGCCAGUACAAUCGCCAGCAGGGAGGUCAGCAACGUCGCCAAGGGAAUGGCGAUGAGUCGGCUGAUAAUGUUACAGCAUCCGCGCCUUCCGGAUCGGCCACCGGCAAUCGGAGCGUGUUCGAGCAGCUUAGCAGUCAGAUACAGCAGUACCAGCAGCAGAUGAUGAACGAAAUUUCGCGCAAUACCUCUACGCCGUCCCAGUCGACGACCGGGGCCUCGAACCUGCUGCCAAACCCGUUCGCCAAUCAGGUCCAGUACGAUUACAACAAUCAUCGUAGCAAUAGCAGCUGGACAAACAACAAUGGUGGACGGAAUAAUAAUAACCGUGGAGGUCGUGGCGGCGGCGGCGGCGGCGGUGGUGGAAGACAGUUUCAUGGUGGUGGUGGUGGUGGAGGUAACCAUAGGAACAACAAUAACAACAAUAACCGCUACGGACAGAACAAUUAUGGUUCCGGUGGUGGUGGUGGUGGGGGCGGAAAUAAUCGGUUUAACAAUCAGCGGAGACAGUACUAAUCG